AAAGAACCUAAAAUUUUCAACUUGCUGGGCAGUAUUUGAUUCUUCUUCUUCUUUUCUUCUUUUUUUUAAUCCUUCUCUACCCCCUUCUCUCUUUAUCUCACCCUCUCUCUUUCUCUCUCCCUCUUUCUUUUCUUUGCUUUUUAUAGUGGAUGAAAACACCUCUGUAAACAAGCAAUCAUAGACAUGCAGAACCAUUCUCUCACCUUUUAUCCCUCUCACUUCAAUGGUAGAGAGUCUGUGUUCCAACCAUGUUAAAAAAUAUGAAGAGAUAAAAUUAGAAGUCAUUUUCUGAAGUGUCUAGACCUUUCCCUAGAAUUAUUGGACCCCAACACUUUCCCACUCCUUAAAUCUGGCACCUUCCAUCACUCACUCUCCAAAUGUCGUUUGAUUGCCUCUGACAUUAGAGAUCCAAGAAAAGUUAAAAAGAAAUGGAAGGACAUCAGUUGGGCAGAUGGGAAGGUUAUGUAGAUUGGAGAAACAGACCGGCCUUGAGAGGCCGCCAUGGCGGUGUAUUUGCUUCUUCCUUUGUCUUAGUUGUAGAGAUAUUGGAGAACCUCGCGUACCUGGCCAACACAAGCAACCUUGUGCUCUAUCUGUCCAAGUUUAUGCAUUUCUCACCAUCUAAGUCUGCCAAUACAGUGACCAAUUUCAUGGGGACAUCCUUCCUUCUCGCUCUCCUUGGAGGAUUCUUGUCAGAUGCUUUCUUUACAACUUUCAGCAUCUACCUGAUAAGUGCAGUGAUUGAGCUUAUGGGCCUAGUGAUACUCACGCUGCAAGCUCACUUGCCAUCUCUCAGACCUGCAACAUGUAACCCGGCCGACGAUAACGUACACUGCCGAGAAGAUGUCGGUGGCGGGAAAGCAGCCUUGUUGUUUGGAGGUCUCUAUCUGGUAGCUCUAGGAGUUGGUGGAAUAAAAGGGUCACUGCCAGCACACGGAGCUGAGCAAUUCGAUGAGACCACCCCACAGGGAAGAAAGCAGAGGUCUACCUUCUUCAACUACUUUGUGUUCUGCCUCUCCUGUGGUGCACUGAUUGCGGUCACGUUGGUGGUUUGGGUCGAAGACAACAAAGGGUGGAAAUGGGGACUUGGUAUCUCCACCAUGACCAUAUUUUUGUCCAUCCCCAUCUUCCUCGCUGGAUCAACUACUUACAGGAACAAGAUACCCACCGGAAGUCCACUUACAACCAUAUCCAAGGUUGUGGUGGCAGCAAUUUGCAACAACACAUGCCUUAGUAAGAGCCCGAGUAAUGCUGUUGCAAGCAUGGCCACAAGCCCUUCCAACCCAGCCCAGAGCAGUUUGAAAGUAGAAGACGACAAGUCCAAAGAAAAGGCUGAGGUUCAAACACCAACCCAAGGCCUCAUUUUCCUUAAUAGAGCUGUCAUGAACAAGCCUGCUCACCCAGCACUAGAAUGUACUACGGUGGAAGUAGAAGAGGUCAAGAUUGUUCUGAAGAUCCUCCCCAUCUUCGCUUGCACCAUCAUGCUCAACUGUUGUCUUGCCCAGCUCUCGACUUUCUCUGUUCAACAAGCAGCAACAAUGAAUACAAAACUCAAUUCCCUGAAGAUCCCUCCAGCCUCCCUCCCUGUCUUCCCUGUUCUCUUCAUCAUGAUCCUUGCACCAGUCUACAACCAUCUCAUCAUCCCAUUUGCCAGGAAAGUGACCAAAACAGAGAUGGGGAUAUCUCAUCUGCAGCGGAUCGGUAUUGGGCUGGUUCUGUCCAUUGUCGCCAUGGCAGUAGCAGCUAUGGUGGAGAUAAAGCGGAAGAGGGUGGCUUCCGAAACUGGAUUGCUCAACUCAAACAAACCAUUACCUAUCACUUUCUUUUGGGUGGCACUGCAGUACUUGUUCCUUGGGUCGGCUGACCUUUUCACCUUGGCUGGUCUUCUCGAAUUCUUCUUCACGGAGGCACCAUCCAGUAUGAGAUCUUUGGCCACAGCCCUCUCUUGGGCCUCAUUGGCCAUGGGAUACUACCUUAGUUCAGUGCUUGUGUCAAUAGUCAACCGCAUCACAGGUGCCUACAGGCACGAACCAUGGCUCUCCGGCAGCAAUAUAAAUCAUUACCACCUUGAACGGUUUUACUGGCUCAUGUGUAUAUUAAGUGGAUUGAAUUUCUUCCACUAUCUAUUCUGGGCCAACCGAUACAAAUACAGAACCACAAGAUUCAAUCACUAAAAUGAAGCUUGGAAGUUUUGCUUUUUUUCUUUUUUUAACAGGGAAAUUUAAAUAUAUCUGAUGAUUCAUUGGUGUACAUUUCCUGCCACCGGGAGAUAAAUAGUCUGUAUUGGCUGAUUGGUUCAAAACAGUUCAUAUGUUUUUGCGUUGA
Molecule: messenger RNA, 2325 nt
Organism: Nelumbo nucifera (sacred lotus)
Lineage: Eukaryota; Viridiplantae; Streptophyta; Magnoliopsida; Proteales; Nelumbonaceae
Product: protein NRT1/ PTR FAMILY 4.6
Biological process (GO): transmembrane transport
Cellular component (GO): membrane
Molecular function (GO): transmembrane transporter activity
Source: RefSeq, a predicted model, not a curated record